Baudoinia panamericana UAMH 10762 is the source of this 1647-nucleotide messenger RNA. RefSeq lists its product as uncharacterized. NCBI's taxonomy places the organism in Eukaryota, Fungi, Ascomycota, Dothideomycetes, Mycosphaerellales, Teratosphaeriaceae. The coding region runs from base 1 to 1647 and encodes 548 amino acids. Gene Ontology annotation, biological process: transmembrane transport. Gene Ontology annotation, molecular function: transmembrane transporter activity. The record is from RefSeq and is a predicted model, not a curated record. Gene Ontology annotation, cellular component: membrane. The transcript is spliced from 8 exons.
AUGGCAGAAAAGGGAGAGCAAAAGACGGCCACCGCAGCCCCUAUACUGCAGAAUGAUGAUCAAGCCGAAGGCACCGUAUUCAUGAGUAAGGACGAGGCACAUUUGGCAAGUCUAGGCUAUAAGCAAGAAUUCCGGCGUCACCUUGGCAUGUUCGAGAGUUGGGCUGCUACAUUUCAGUCAAUGAACACUAUCACUGGCAUUCCAGUACUGUUCGGUUGGAUCAUGUACACGGGCGGUCCGACGUCCGCAUUCGCCAAUUGGACAAUGGUCGGCGGCUUUUCAUGCCUUGUCGCCCUUAGCCUUGCCGAGAUUGCUGCUGCUCUACCAACCGCUGGUGGAAUCUACUUCUGGUCUUACAGUCUAGGCGGCGAGAAGUGGGGCCCGUUCCUUGCCUGGAUGACGGGGUGGUGGAACUUCAUUGGUAGGUGGCCGCGAGCAUGCUGGGUCUGUGUGGUUCCGGGAGUACAGCAAGGCUCGACCAACUUCCUACUAUGUGCUAUCGAAAUCGCCUACCCCAAUGCGGAGAUAGUAUCGAAGGGCUGGUUCGCAUGGCUUCUGACGGCAAUCGGUAUGUUUGUUGCUAUGGCACCGAACGUCAUCUCCCAAAGAGUGCUGCGGCUCUACUUCCGCUUCGCAACCCUGAGCUUCUUCACAUUGUUCCUCCUGUACUGGAUAUGGUUUCCCAUAGCCGCAGCGAAGCGCGGACACUUCCAGUCAGCCGAUGGAGUCUUCAAGCACUUCUAUAACGGCAUCAACAUAGGCGAACAGAAGCAGGCAUCGGAUGCAUAUACUUGGGUCAUUGGUGUCCUGUUCGGUGCUUGGGUGUUCUUCGGUUACGAUGCUAGCGCUCACCUUGCUGAGGAGACUCACAACGCUUCCGCCGUAGUCGCGAAAGGCAUGUGGACCUCGACACUGUCCGGCUGGGUGCUUUCCGUGCCUACCGUGGUUGUUGUGCUCUUCUGCAUGCAGGACUUUGACAGCAUCAUAAGUGCUACGUACACCAACAAUUGGGCGGAGUAUAUGGUACAGCUUAUCGGUCCGAGGGGCGCCAUAGCCAUCUUCAGUAUACUCUGGAUCGAUUCGACUUGCUGUACCGCUGCAUGCUUCUUGAGCGCGCAGCGAGUUACCUUCGCCAUUUCCCGUGACGGCAUCUUACCCGGCUCGAAGAUCUUCCGAAGACUCAGCCGAAAUAAGAUGCCGGUCAACGCGGCCUAUUUGGUAUGCGCCCUUAGUAUCGCCAUCACAUGCGCCGUUAUCGGCAGUACAGUCGCUUUCAGCGCCAUCACUGCAACCGCAACAAUUGCUACGAAUUUCAGCUACCUCUUCCCAAUCCUGGCUCGACACACCGUUGGCCGUACUACCUUUAAGCCAGCCGAAUGGAAUCUCGGUCGCUUUUCGCUGCCAAUCGGCAUCGUCGCAGGAACGUACAUCUUGUUCCUCUUCAGCGUGUUGCUCUUGCCGCAGCUGUAUCCUGUCACCGCUGAGACAUUGAAUUACGCACCGAUCUGCAUCGGCAUUGUCACCACGAUCAGUCUGGUGGGUUGGUUUCUCCCGUUUGGUCUGGGUGGUCGGUAUUGGUUCACUGGACCUAAGCGUACGAUUGAUCAAGCAGACUCGAGAGAUACUGGGGAGAAGGUGUCGGCAUGA